Pedinophyceae sp. YPF-701 is the source of this 585-nucleotide messenger RNA. NCBI's taxonomy places the organism in Eukaryota, Viridiplantae, Chlorophyta, Pedinophyceae. The record is from the annotation of a GenBank genome assembly.
AUGGUGAAGCUGCAUUUCGCGAUGGUGUGCGCGUCGAACAUGAACCGUUCGAUGGAGGCGCACACCGUGCUGAAGCGGCACAACUUCAAGGUGUCGUCGUUCGGCGUCGGGGGCUCCGUGAAGCUGCCCGGGCCGACGGCGGAUCAGCCGAACAUCUACGACUUCGGGACGCCGUACAAGGACAUCCACGCGGACCUCAGCAGGCAGGACCCGGAGCUGUACAGGCGCAACGGGCUGAUCAUGAUGCUGGAGCGCAACAUGGGGGUGAAGACGGCGCCGCAGCGGUGGCAGGAGACGCGGUCGGUGCCGUUCGACGUCGUCAUCACGUUCGAGAUGUCGGUGUUCGACCGGCUCAUCGACGACAUGCUCAAACGAGAGGGGAUGCACUUCAAGACGAUGCUGGUGAUCAACAUCGACGUGAAGGACUCGGACGAGGAGUCGAAGAAGGCGGCCCCGCAGGCCAUGCGCCUGUGUCAGAUGCUGGAGGGGGCGGGGGAGUGUUGGGAGGACAAGGUCGAGGACGUGCUCGAGGCGUGGUUCCGCGAGACGGGGCGGCGGCCGACGUACAACAUCUGCACCUCGUAG